AUGCAGCCUGACCGUCCGAUGCCUCUGGAAAACUUUUGCUCCUGUUCCGAUGAAACAAGGUUGUUCGUUUUUGGUGGGUCCGAUUUUGAGAACAACUUUCACAACGAACUGUGGUGCUUUACGUUUGCUAAUGGGUGGAAACUGCUCAAAGGAAGAGGUAUGGUCCCUUGCGGUAGAAUCGGUGCCGGCAUGUGUUAUUUAAAGGAGAAAAUAUACGUUUUUGGGGGUUUGACUAAUGCCAGAUGUACCAGCAGUGAUUUGUAUGAAUAUAGCCUGAGAAACAAGUCCUGGCGAAGAAUCGAAGUUAGUUGCUCAACUCCGCCUUUGCCUAGAUUCUUUUGCACUCUGACAGCGUAUGCUGAAAAAUUGUAUUUGUACGGUGGAAUUUCUUUAAUUGACCAUGCUGAUUAUGAUGUCGAAUCACUUGCUGCAGCGGAACGCACCAGAGAAGAAGCGGCGAUUGUAAUGCAGUACGAUUUACUGUCCAGCUUUUGUCAUUUGGCGGAUUUGAAUAUCUACGUCCCCGGAGAAAAUACUUGGAUAGAAGCUAGCCGACCUGUUCACCGAUAUUCUCAAUCUUUUGGUAAAUCCGCUUGCUCAUCUGCUGCUGUUGAUGGUGGCAUGUUUAUUUUCGGCGGAUUCGACGAAAGUGGCAGUUUUACGAAUUCCACUUUAAGGUACGAUUUUUCCGGAAACGGUUGGUGCACCCUCGACCCGGUAAAGGGUUGCCCCUCCGCAAGAGCGUUUCAUGCGUGCACGGCGGUGGACGGCAGCCGAGUACUCGUUUUUGCCGGCAAGAGUCGGGACGACUGGGAAUUGAACGACUUGUGGCUGUUCGACCGUGAUGCGGAUGCGUGGUACCGUUCGGGCGACAUCUGGGAUGAAUUUCUAAACACGGUUGGCGAACGGUGCGGAUGCGCGCUGGCCAUUCUGCAGCGCGAAUCCCAGGAUAGAUGUCUGGUCAUCUUCGGUGGCUCGACGGAUAUUGAUCCUGCUACCGGAAUUUCCCAAACCGUGCUAAACGACUUGAGGUUCAUUGUGUUAGAUGAACUGAUGUUGGAAAACUUUGUCGUGCAGUUUAGACAUAACACGCACGUCGAUAAUAUGUGCACGACUGCAUGCACAGACUGCGAUUGUAUUAACCUCUGA
Messenger RNA from Soboliphyme baturini, 1149 nucleotides. Lineage: Eukaryota; Metazoa; Nematoda; Enoplea; Dioctophymatida; Soboliphymatidae. The record is from the annotation of a GenBank genome assembly.